Molecule: messenger RNA, 5092 nt
Organism: Lates calcarifer (barramundi perch)
Lineage: Eukaryota; Metazoa; Chordata; Actinopteri; Centropomidae
Product: NACHT, LRR and PYD domains-containing protein 3
Exons: 12
Coding region: 645-4391 (1248 amino acids)
Molecular function (GO): protein binding
Source: RefSeq, a predicted model, not a curated record
UAAGCGACAUGUGUCAGUGUUUUCCUGUUGAAUGAGUCUUGCUCAUGUUGUUAGUGGCGGCUGCUGUCAGCUGCUUCCACUGGAAACAGCAGAAAUCUGCCGCUCGCUUCUUCAACUCACUCACAACUAACGGCUGCGUCUUUAACCCAUAUGUGGAGAUGUGGAGUUGAAGCGGUGGAAUCAGAGUAGAAGCAGAGUCAGUUGAUGUCAGUAGUUGAACACUGAGUCGUUAUUACUGUGUAGCUCCACUUACUGAUGACUGAAGGCAGCUUUUCCCGCCUCAAUCAGCCUGUGGAGGAGGCGGAGAGGAGCCGCUGCUCUCCCGCUGUCUGAGCCACUAAAGUCGGUGUGAGCUCGGCCGGACAGCCGCUGGAGAACAGCUCUGACUUUCUGUGUGAUUAGAUGGACUCUACAGGACUGAUGUGGACUCAGUGUGGCAGUCAGAGGGGCUGAGGACCUUCACACUGUUGUUGUUCUUCCACAAAUCAUUCUGACACUAACCUGUCUCAGUCUCUGUACUUUACUCGAGGAUUUUCAUUUCCUGCUUCUACUAAUGUGAUAAUAAUGAGUCAUUCUGCAGGAGACACUUUGGCGCCAUCUAGUGGACUGACAGCAUAUUCAAUCUUGGAUGUGAAUGGAGCAGCAUGAAUCAGAGUGAGGACAGAGAGGAGGGAGUCCCUCCCUCUAAAACCACUCUGUGUGGGGAACAUGAGAGCCAGACCAAAGCUCAGAGCCCAGAGCAGCAGCACUCACCACACUCUGCUGGACCUGGACCUGGACCUGGACCGAGCCCUGUGUUCAUGAAGAGCGACUGGUCAAUGGAUCAUGAUGGUUAUUUCAAACAAAGUUUUGGAAGUUUCAGGAUCCAGCAGCAGAGACCAGACUCUCCUGAACCCAGCUGUCUGUCUUUAAAGAGCAACCGGUCAAAGGGCUGGGACAUUAACUUUAAAGGGCGACGUCCAUCAGCUGAUCAGAUAGUGGACCAGGAGAGCUCAGAGGUUCCCAGUGGUCAGUCUGCCCAGCAGCAUCAAACACACCUGGACUCCAUAUUUAUGCUGCUGGAGGAGAACAUCGUCACUUUUGUGAAGAACGAGCUGAAGAAGAUGCAGAAGGUUCUGAGUCUAGAUUACCCAGAAUGCUUACGGAGGCAAGCAGAGGAUGAGGAGGUGUUGGACAGUGAGGAUGAAGAGCAGAGGAGGAGCAGCAGAGAGGAGUUUCUGAAGAUCACACUGAACUUCCUGAGGAGAAUGAAGCAGGAGGAGCUGGCUGACUGUCUGCAGAGCAAACAUGUUGCUCCAGUUUGUCGACGUAAACUUAAAUCUAACCUGAAGAAGAAGUUCCAGUGUUUGUUUGAGGGGAUCUCUAAAGCAGGAAACCCAACCCUUCUGAAUCAGAUCUACACAGAGCUCUACAUCACAGAGGGAGGGACUGGAGAGGUCAAUGAUGAACAUGAGGUCAGACAGAUUGAAACAGCAUCCAGGAAACCAGACAGACCAGAAACAACCAUCAGACAAGAAGACAUCUUUAAAGCCUCACCUGGAAGAGAUGAACCAAUCAGAACAGUGAUGACAAAGGGAGUGGCUGGCAUUGGGAAAACAGUCUUAACACAGAAGUUGACUCUGGACUGGGCUGAAGACAAAGCCAACCAGGACAUACACUUCACAUUUCCAUUCACUUUCAGAGAGCUGAAUGUGCUGAAAGAGAAAAAGUUGAGCUUGGUGGAACUUGUUCAUCACUUCUUUACUGAAACCAAAGAAGCAGGAAUCUGCAGGUUUGAAGAGUUCCAGGUUGUGUUCAUCUUUGACGGUCUGGAUGAGUGUCGACUUCCUCUGGACUUCCACAACACUGAGAUCCUGACUGAUGUUACAGAGUCCACCUCAGUGGACGUGCUGCUGACAAACCUCAUCAGGGGGAAACUGCUUCCCUCUGCUUGCCUCUGGAUAACCACACGACCUGCAGCAGCCAAUCAGAUCCCUCCUGAGUGUGUUGACAUGGUGACAGAGGUCAGAGGGUUCACUGACCCACAGAAGGAGGAGUACUUCAGGAAGAGGUUCAGAGAUGAGGAUCAGGCCAGCAGGAUCAUCUCCCACAUCAAGACCUCACGAAGCCUCCACAUCAUGUGCCACAUCCCAGUCUUCUGCUGGAUCACUGCUACAGUUCUGGAGGAUGUGUUGAAAACCAGAGAGGGAGGAGAGCUGCCCAAGACCCUGACUGAGAUGUACAUCCACUUCCUGGUGGUUCAGACCAAACUGAAGACCAUCAAGUAUGAUGGAGGAUCUGGGACAGAUCCACACUGGAUUCCAAAGAGCAGGAAGAUGAUUGAGUCUCUGGGAAAACUGGCUUUUGAGCAGCUGCAGAAAGGAAACCUGAUCUUCUAUGAAUCAGACCUGACAGAGUGUGGCAUCGAUAUCAGAGCAGCCUCAGUGUACUCAGGAGUGUUCACACAGAUCUUUAAAGAGGAGAGAGGACUGUACCAGGACAAGGUGUUCUGCUUCGUCCAUCUGAGUGUUCAGGAGUUUCUGGCUGCUCUUCAUGUCCAUCUGACCUUCAUCAAGUCUGGAGUCAAUCUGCUGUCAGAAGAACAACCAACCUCCCUGAGGUCUGAACUGAUUAGAGAUAAACCUGAACCAACACUUUUCUACCAGAGUGCUGUGGACAAGGCCUUACAGAGUCCAAAUGGACACCUGGACUUGUUCCUCCGCUUCCUCCUGGGUCUUUCACUACAGACCAGUCAGACUCUCCUACGAGGUCUGCUGACAAGGACAGGAAGUGGUUCAGAGACCAAUCAGGAAACAGUCCAGUACAUCAAGAAGAAGAUUGAAGAGACUCCCUCUGCAGAGAAAAGCAUCAACCUGUUCCACUGUCUGAAUGAACUGAAUGAUCGUUCUCUAGUGGAGGAGAUCCAACAGUCCCUGAGAUCAGGACGUCUCUCCACAGAUAAACUGUCUCCUGCUCAAUGGUCAGCUCUGGUCUUCAUCUUACUGUCAUCAGAAAAAGAUCUGGAUGUGUUUGACCUGAAGAAAUACUCUGCUUCAGAGGAGGCUCUUCUGAGGCUGCUGCCAGUGGUCAAAGCCUCUAACAAAGCUCUACUGAGUGACUGUAACCUCUCAGAGAGAAGCUGUGAAGCUCUGUCCUCAGUUCUCAGCUCCCAGUGCUCUAGUCUGAGAGAUCUGGACCUGAGUAACAACAACCUGCAGGAUUCAGGAGUGAAGAUGUUGUCUGCUGGACUGGAGAGUCCACACUGUUCACUGGAGUCUCUCAGGUUGAAUCAAACCAGUCUGACAGAGAAAAGCUGUCAGGAGAUAUCAUCAGCUCUCAGCUCCCAGUCCUCUAGUCUGAGAGAUCUGGACCUGAGUAACAACAACCUGCAGGAUUCAGGAGUGAAGAUGUUGUCUGUUGGACUGGAGAGUCCACACUGUUCACUGGAGACUCUCAGACUGAGUGGCUGUAACCUCUCAGAGAGAAGCUGUGAAGCUCUGUCAUCAGUUCUCAGCUCCCAGUCCUCUAGUCUGAGAGACCUGGACCUGAGUAACAACAACCUGCAGGAUUCAGGAGUGAAGAUGUUGUCUGUUGGACUGGAGAGUCCACACUGUUCACUGGAGACUCUCAGCCUGUCAGGCUGUCUGAUCACAGAGGAAGGCUGUUCUUCUCUGGUCUCAGCUCUGAGAUCCAACCCCUCCCAUCUGAGAGAGCUGGACCUGAGCUACAAUCAUCCAGGAGACUCAGGAGUGAAGCUGCUGUCUGCUGGACUGAAGGAUCCAGGCUGGAGACUGGACACUCUCAGGGUGGAGCCUGGUGGAGUCCGAUGGUUGACACCAGGUCCAUGGAGGUAUUCCUGUCAACUCACAAUCGACACAAACACAGUGAACAGAUUCCUCAAACUGUCUGACAACAACAGGAAGGUGACACAUGUGGAGGAGGAUCAGUCAUAUCCUGAUCAUCCAGACAGAUUUGAUCAGUGUCCUCAGCUGCUGUGUAGAACUGGUCUGACUGGUCGCUGUUACUGGGAGGUGGAGUGGAGAGGAGAAGUUCAUAUCUCAGUGAGUUACAGAGGAAUCAGAAGGAAAGGAGACAGUGAAGACUGUUUGUUUGGAUGGAACGAUCAGUCCUGGACUCUGUACUGUUCUGAUGAUGGUUUCUCUGUCUGGCACAAUAAGAGAGGAACACCUAUCUCCUCCUCCUCCUCCUCCUCCUCCUCCUCCUCCUCCUCCUCCUCCUCUGUCUCUAACAGAGUAGCAGUGUAUGUGGACUGUCCUGCUGGCUCUCUGUCCUUCUACAGAGUCUCCUCUGACAAACUGAUCCACCUCCACACCUUCAACACCACAUUCACUCAACCUCUGUAUCCUGGGUUUUGGUUCUGGUCCUGUGGUUCCUCAGUGUCUCUGUGUUGAGUGUAGCAGAGAGAGUCUCCUCCUGUUAGAGAUCAGUCCAGUCCAGGAUCACAGCAGCUGAUGUUAUUUAGUACCAACCUGAUCUCUGGCUGGUUUUAACUGCAGAGUGUAAACCCAACAUGUUUUCCACAUGAUUGACAGUUUGACUGUAAAAUGAAUCAAAUGAACAGAGUCCAGUUGUUGUUGUUUUCUGACAGUAAAUGACUGGGAGGUUGAAAUCUCUUUCACUUGACGUCCAUCUUGUUUUUCAUCUUUAAAUGAUAGUGUGACGUCCUUAUGUGCUCCAUAUCUGGACUCUACUGUAAAUACAAAGAUACACACUGGUUUGUUUGAGGUGUAGUUACUGACACUGACCACCAGAUGGCAGCAAUCAUUUCUCUGUUAGACCUCCUCUGUAACAUAGAGCCACUCAUUCAUUCAUUCAUUCAUUCAUUCAUUCAUUCAUUCAUUAGUAGAAACACAGAGAAAAAAAGCCAAACCUGUGUGUUUCCAUGACGAUCGUCCUGCAGGAGCUUUCUCAUUGGUCCACUUCAUCUGAUGGAUUCAGCACCUGAACACAACACAGAUCAACACAGUGCAUUAUGGGAUACUGACGACCCAAAGACGUGUUGUUACUGUACAGACAGUGAUUGAUUAUAUCAAUAAUAUUGAUUCUGUUGUUGAUGUUAAUUAAUAAACACUGAGAUCUGAUCACAGCUGCA